Dunckerocampus dactyliophorus (ringed pipefish) is the source of this 3966-nucleotide messenger RNA. It is a transcript of the gene phc1, whose product is annotated as polyhomeotic homolog 1. Lineage: Eukaryota; Metazoa; Chordata; Actinopteri; Syngnathiformes; Syngnathidae. The record is from RefSeq and is a predicted model, not a curated record. The transcript has 14 exons. Bases 149 to 2464 code for a protein of 771 amino acids. Gene Ontology annotation, molecular function: zinc ion binding; protein binding. Gene Ontology annotation, cellular component: PRC1 complex; nucleus.
GAAGAACUCGCCCUGUUGGGGGCGGAUUUUUUUUAGAGCCAAAAAGCCAAUAGAAGGCUUUCGGCAUUUGCGCUUGAAAUCAAGGGAAUCACAAUUCACUCCAAAUAAGAAGGAAACGGUAGAAAAUUUACCAAGAAGAGCGGUUGACAUGGAUGCAAGCGAGGACCAAAACACAGGCGCCACCACAAACACCAACAACAAUGGAAAUCCUCCACCAAGCAGGAACUCCCGACCACCUCAGAUAGCUCACAUGUCUCUGUAUGAGCGACAAGCUGUGCAGGCUCUCCAAGCCUUGCAGAGACAGCCAAAUGCAGCUCAGUACUUCCAGCAACUCAUGCUACAGCAGCAGAUCAACAGUGCUCAGCUCCAUAACCUAGCUGCCGUGCAGCAAGCUACCCUAGCAGCUAGUCGGCAGUCUAACACCCCGAGUAGCAGCAUCUCACAGGCGCCCACCACUGUCAAUCUCAGCACAACGUCGGCAGGUGGAACGGCGGCAACCCCUCGUCCUCACGGGCCGGCCACUUCGGCGGCAACAACGGCCCUAAACCAGUCAGUGUUGUUGGGAGGGAACUCACCAGGACAAGGACAGAUGUAUCUUAGGGUCAACCGCUCUCUCAGGGCUCCACUGGCCUCUCAGCUCAUCUUCAUGCCGGGCGGUACAGCAACAGCUACUGUAGCAACAGUGGCCCAGACCCAGCAGCAGCAGCAGACUGAAGCAGUGCCUACCUCAGCUAGUGUUCAGUCUGACAAUGAUCAGGUGCAGAAUCUGGCCUUGCACUGUGCAUCCACUCCCAGAGCGGUUGCCAUCAAGUCGGAGCUGCCUGAGAGGAAAGACCCUGGCAGCUUCCCUCUCAGUCAGCAGCAGCAAAUUCAGCCGCAGCAACAGACGAGCAAAACAUCCACCAACACGAUGGCUGUGAAAGCCACCAACCAGGCCGCCAUGACUGUUCCUCCUGCGGCCUCUGUUGCUCCCUCCGCUUCCUCCUCCACGGCACUCCCUCUUUCCCAGCUCCUUCUGUCACCCUCCGCUGCUCCUGUCAUCCUGGUGCCCACCUCUAAUGUGCCUACCUCCACCCAGGGCUACUCCAUCGGCUCCAUCGCCCAGAAAGCCAAUGUCAACACGCAGACUCUGGUGGUGCAGCCCCUACAGCAGGCUAGCGCCGCUGCCGAUAAAGGCCCCGUUCCCAUCCAGCCCAAGACGGCGCAAGGACACCGCUUACCCAUGCAGGUGUCCCCUCGACAGCCACUCCCUAUUCUCCCGGCGCCGCCCAGUAAUAGCCAGGCGGCCCACAACCCCCCUCAUAUUCCUGUGCAGCUGGUGGGGGCCAGGCAGUGCACGGCGGGUAGCGUGCAGGCUGUGGCCUUGGCACAGACCCGGAAUGCUGCUUCCCAGGAGGGUACAGCUGUGGGGAACGUUAAUGUCCCCUCACACAACAGUGCUGCAACUGUGACAAAGUCCUCCAAUGGCUCCCUUAAGAGGAAGUCUGACUGCGAUGCACCCAAUGAGGUUGCUACAGAAGACCCUGCACAAGUGAAAGACUCAGCUCCUCCACUUUCUCCCGCGCCGACAAAAGACUCUGCCCCUCUUCUCCUCGCAGCCUCCUUCUCGUCGCCCCCCACCCUGUCCUUGCCUCUACCCCUAUCGAGGGUUGGCCACGGCGACAAAGAGCGUGCGCCGCUUCCCCAGGCGGUGGUCAAACCUCAGGUGCUCACCCACCUCAUCGAGGGCUUCGUCAUCCAGGAGGGAGCUGAGCCUUUCCCCGUUGCUGGCCUCCUCAAAGACCGUGAUUUUGCCCUGGGUGCUCGUGCAGAAACCGGACCUCCCUUGUUGAAAUGUGAAUACUGUUCAAGCCUUGCACCAGCCACCCAGUUCAAAGGAACCAAGAGGUUCUGCUCGAAUACUUGUGCUAAGAGGUACAAUGUAAGCUGCAGCCAACACUACAAGUCCAGCAGAGGGAGAAACGGCGGUGUGGCGCCGGUUCCACCUCCACCACCUGAGACCACUGCCAGGCGCCGUGGACCCCCCCGCCGGGGCAGCUCUGAUAAUAAGGUGUCUGGCCAGCAUCGACCUGUCAAGUGCCACUCUGACUCCAGCCGCUCGGAGGAUGUAACCAGCGACGGCGAGGAAGAGGAGGAUUCUCCCUCCCUUUCUCCGAGCUCCUCCCACUCCUGCUCCAGAGCUGAUCACAACGCUCCCCAGUUGGACGCCUCGGCCCCCGGGGGUCUCCCCAUGGAGACGGCCAGCUUCCUGUCAGCCACGCCUGCCCAGUGGAGCGUGGAGGAAGUGUGCAGGUUCAUCUCGUCACUUCAAGGUUGCGAGGAGCUGGCAGCCCACUUCCUGUCCCAGGAAAUAGACGGGCAGGCUCUGAUGCUUCUGCGCGAGGACCAUCUCAUCUCCACAAUGAACAUCAAGUUGGGUCCCGCACUCAAGAUAUGUGCCUCCAUCAACAGCCUGCGCGAGUGACCAUUGUUUACUCAUUCUUCUUGAACAUGAUUUGUAUUUUCUUAUGUUUUUACACUACACUACCAUGUGCAACAGUUUACAUGCUGGACCUUGAAUGUGCAAGAACAACCUUUUUUUUUGUUUUUACGGUUGUAUGAGUGAUGACAUUAAUAUGUUAAGUAUCCAUACCAAGAGGGAGAAAUAGUAUUUGACGUGAUGUAUACGGCAGGUAACAGUUGCCUACAGCGUCUCACAAAUGUUAUUACAACCUUAACAUUCCAGCCAACAUUUAUCUUCUCUAGGGACAAUACUAUAGAAAUUCAUAUACUAAGUAGUCAUUGUACAGCUUUACUGUCCACUGAAAAGGAGUCAACACAGAGCCGUUAUUGUCCAAUUCAGGGGUCACCAUGGUGCACACGGACACCAGGUAGCCCUCCACGACCACGAGGCACCGGUAAGGCUGCGUUUCAUUCAGGUUUUCAGUUAAUGCAAGAAAUGCAUUCUGAAAUACAACAUGUGAGUUGUGGAUACCAACAGUCUGUUAAUGUUCUGGUAAAACAAGUGUAUUUGUUGGGGUUAAUAUAAGCUAUGAAAAUAAAUGUCAGAAAAAUGAGUAGUUCUCAGCCAUUUUCAUUUUGUAAAAGUAGCUCUCACAAGAAAAAACAUUGGUGACCCCUGGUCUAAUGGUGCGCCUCUCAGUGAACAUCAAUGUCAGGGUCAGUAUUUUAUAUUUCCCUGUAUGAACCGCAGCUCCCUAGUGCCAGCUGCACUCACGCAGCCCCAGACCAUGAUGCUGUACCAUGAUGUAGGCAAAACAAAUCUUGCUCCUCACUUGCGUUGCCAGCUAUUUAAACAAUAGCUGUGUGUGGGCUCAUUUUCAGUGACUAGCAAAGCUAUACAAGCCCUACUUUGACUACAUAAACAGUAUUUAUGUGGUAACAGUGUCAAAGAGCUGUGAGUACCUUAAAGGUAGAAAAGCGCUAUACAAGUGAAAGUCCGUAUAUAUCCAAGUUUACUAGUAUUGUCCCUUGAGAAGUCAAACUGCUUAAAUGUGAUUUUUGGGAGAUGCUUUACGUGAACACACACAUUGCCUUCUCACUGUAAUUAAAAAUGGUGCUUUCAUUUGAUGUCAACUCUUUACAAGGAUUAGUUCAUAACGGUUUCAGAAGUUUUAGUUUUGUAUUUUUUUGUACUUAUAUUUUCCAUGUACAACAUUUUAGGAGCUCUAACCGACUUAGAGAAGAGAGGAGACUUGUUUUGGUCUUCCUCCACAGGCAGCCACUUUUGUCAAUGCAUCAGACUAUGAUGAUUAUUUAUUCACAUUGUUUCCUGCAACGUGGAAGCUUAGAAAACAUCACAUGAUCUGCUACAUGGCUAGAGGAGGUUGUAUACAAAGCAGGUAAACCAUCAUUCCACGGCAUCCACUAACAGCUGAACACCUUUCAAGUUCACAUUGGUUUCCUCCACUAAACCUUAACAUGUUUUCAUAGAGAAAAGACAAGCUUAAUAAUAAAAGUCCUAAG